This is a messenger RNA of Magallana angulata, 2648 nucleotides long. RefSeq lists its product as uncharacterized. The transcript has 17 exons. Bases 48 to 1760 code for a protein of 570 amino acids. The record is from RefSeq and is a predicted model, not a curated record. Lineage: Eukaryota; Metazoa; Mollusca; Bivalvia; Ostreida; Ostreidae.
UAUAUCGGGAACGAGGCGGCGGCAACCAAGACGACAACAAACGCAGGAUGGCGGUCGAGCCGUCGACGAAGAAACAAGUUACGAUUACCACGCCUGAUAUAGAGCGAGAAAUCCGAGAUGAGAGUUCCGAUAAGGGAAAACUCAAACGAAUUCGUAAGGAUGAGACAAUUAAGGAGGAUCGAGGGUCUGAGAUCCCAACCACCUCGCAGUCUCAGCGGGUAGACAUCUCACGGAUUCAGAGCGCUUACUCGGACCGAUGUCACUCCCGGUCCAACUUCCCUUUGGUGUUGGAUGAAUACGGAGAGGAGAAAGACCCUAGGGAUAAAGAAAACAAAAAGAAGAAGAGUUCAAAGAAGGCAACAAAAUCAGAAACACAUGAUGAUGAGGUGCAGGAGAAGAGGAGGAAGAAGCAAGAGGAGCUGGAAUCUCGAACCGCCCAUGAGAGGUACAUGCAAGUGAUGGACGAUUUGAACAACAGACCAGUGGGCGAUAGAUUUUAUUCCAAGAAAGUGGCCACCAUUGCCACCUCAGUGGAUAAGUUCCAGGACAGGAACUAUAACUCUCCCCCUAAGUCUCCACGAGUAGAAAUAAUGGAAGUGGCAAAGGCCAACAAGAAGGCUCACAAGAAAAAGGAGAAGUAUGUCCUCACCACAAACAACGAACACAUGAAGAAUAUCACGAAGACAGAAACAGCCAAGAUUAUAGAGAUACAAGACAGACUUAUCAGAGAGGGAAAGUUGAAGAGUCAGGGGGACAUUGAUAAGUUCAGGGAGGAUGCCAAGGACCCCGUCGUCUUGAACUCCUACCUCUCAAAGUCCUCAACAAAGCAAGAUCUCAGUUUUACAAAUAUGAAUGAGGUAAAGCCCGAGAGAUCGAACCCCUACAUGUCCAUGUCAGAGUUACCCCCCAGGUCUCUGAGUUAUAUCUCGGAGCGAUCAUCUCGGCCUGAGACGCGACACGAUUGGGCCAUAACUCAACAGUUCAAACACAAGCAUGAGCAGAACAAAACCAUGACGCCCCACCAGAUCGCCAAACAGGCUGCACACGAUUUGGAGAAGAGGUUUCCUAAGACACAGAUGCCACCAAUGAAGAGCUUCACAAUAGAUCUGGGAGAGAAACCACCAGACCCUGAGGAGUUGCAGAGAGAGAUAGAUUUGAAGGUCCGGAUCAAACAGAGAAAGAAGUUUCUGCGGAAGCUGAACAGAAUGUACCAGUUGUCUAUGGCUCACAAUGCGGCCACCAGCAGAAUACUAGAGAAACAUGGAGAAAUCAACAAAAUACUGGAAGGAAACAGUCUACGAGAUGUGGUAGAUGAGGAGUAUGCCUGUUUGAUGUCUGGGAGUUUCCUCCCGAUGGUCGCUACCCUGCCCGCCCCAGAGGAUGUGUACAUCACAGAGGAGGAUAUCCGAGUCCCUGACCCUGGGGAAAUAUUCGGACCGUUGGUGGAGUCUGUGCCUGUGUCUCGAGCUAGUACUCGAACCAAUCUUAUAUCACAGAAAGGAAGCAGAGAAAAUCUGGCCUCUCAGAAAGGGAGCCGCGAAACUCUGCUCAGUAGAGGGUCCUCCAAAGCGGGCUCCAAAGUAGUCAGGAGACAGACCUUCAGUGUAGGGGACAUUCAGGAGGAUAAAGUCCUUACCUUGCCCCCGGCUCCUUUACCACUCACUAUGGAUGAAAUCCGAACCAAGGCCAAAAUUGUGGAGGCCAAAUGUUUAAGUUCUAACUGGAUAAAUUACAUGAGAGCUGGUAAACCCACAGCAUAAUGAUAGGCUGAAUCUCUACUACUGUAUGAUGAUGUAAAACCUGGAACUUUUCUCUGCUGCACUGGCUAGAUUUAUGUUGUAAGAUCGAAUUAUUUCCAUUUCAUUUCAUACAAAGGGGCAUGUGUUCACAUUCUGAUUGGAAAGUUCUCCUAGUCAGAAAUGUAACUAUUAAAUGAUGUUUUAUAGCCUCAAAGCUGAUUUUAUAAAGAGAAAAUAAGGUGGUGCAUGUUCAUACAUAAAUUUGGCUAGAAUACUUAAAGUUUGUUAUCGAAUUGGUACGUGUACAUGUUGCAAAGAAUGUAAGCAUUCAAACUAGACACGGUUCUAUUUUGUUUUUAUUUGUCACAUUCCAUUGUUGGUCAUUUCAUAUUGUACUAAAUUUUUUUCUAAUAUAAUCAUUCAGAUUUCCUGUGAAGGAAAGAAUGUUGUGUUUGCUGUCUUAUGCAUUUUGUUUUUAAAAUGCCCACACCUUGCUACUUAUCAAGUACAUCAUUUUGGUGAUUAAGUUAUUUCUGUUUUCUUAUUCUGUUUUUUCAUCAAUAUUAGAGGGCUUUCAUUUUUGUGGAUUUUGUAAAAUUUAUUUUCGAGGAUCUAUACAUAUUAGACAGUGGUCCUUACAGCGUUAUCUGCUGUCAGAGAUCUUAUUUCGAUAAGAAUUUGAUUUCGAGGAUACACUCAACAUCAAAAUCCAUGAAAAUUGUUGUUCAACAAAUAUUGAUGAAACCAGAUUACAUGUAUUUGUUUUAAGCUGUUGUUAUUAGUGCAUCAUUUUAUAGUUCUGAUUUGUUGCCUGAGAAACAAAUAACUUGAAGUUAAAUUUGAUGAUAUUUAUUUGAAAAAGAAAAAUCAUGACCAUGAUUUCCAAAAUAAAACAUUUAAAACACUAAA